AUGUCGGUCGAAGGACUCGAAGUGCUGCAAGGGCAAGGGAAACAUGCUCAGUAAGUGCCUGAUUGAGUAUAUUCUUUAAUUUUUUUAUUUUUAUUACUCACAAAGUGUUGUGCAUGAAUACAUUUUGUGCAGAACAAACGAAUUGUAAUCACGAAAUAUGUAUUUUGUCAUUUGUUGACUGUUGUUGUUUGUGUCAACGCUAGUUGUACUUUAAAGAAGAAGGCUAUUUAAUGGUAUAACAGUCACCUGCUUGCAACGAGGCAUCAUAAGCUAUAAAGAGUUCUUGUCAGUUUAACAUUUUAUUAUUAUAUGGUUAUUUAUGUAUAUUUGUAUUUAUAAAGAUUUAUAAGUCAACUUCAUAGCUAUACCUAUUGCAUUAUUUACUGUUUGCUGGCAUAUACAAUUUUUUUUGUUCUCAAUUGUAUCUCAACAAUAACAAAGCUAUCUUGGGAGCGUUUUGAAAACUUUUACAUGUAAGCAAUAUGUAAACAAGGCAAGGGUGUCUAUACACUUUUGAACUUGACAUUUUUGUUAUUAACUUUAUUAUAUUUUAGGAAUGCAAUGGUUUGGACCGAUUACCAUGACAUAUUAUUAUGCAGAGAAAUUAUGGUUAAAAAUCCAUUUCAAUUUAAGAAAAGUUCAACUCAACGUGGUCAUAUAUGGUUAGAAAUUGCAACAAACCUGGCAUGUAUCAAAGAACCAAAGUUCAAAACUGAUUUGGAACAACGUGCAGUUCGAGAUCGGUACAACCUUUUGUAGAGUAAGCUUAGAAAAAAGUUAAGUAGUGACAAAAAAGCUUCUGGAAUAGAUACUGACAUGUCCGAAGUUGAGGAUAUGAUUGAAGAGCUUAUUCAGAUUGAAGAUGAUUCAACAGAACAACAACGGUUGAACGAUGAAGAACACAAAAAGAAAGCAGAUACAGAUAAGGAAAAUGCAAAUAAUAUACGCGUGCAAGCUAUGUAA
Paramuricea clavata is the source of this 963-nucleotide messenger RNA. The record is from the annotation of a GenBank genome assembly. Lineage: Eukaryota; Metazoa; Cnidaria; Anthozoa; Malacalcyonacea; Plexauridae.